Messenger RNA from Triticum turgidum subsp. durum (durum wheat), 1533 nucleotides. NCBI's taxonomy places the organism in Eukaryota, Viridiplantae, Streptophyta, Magnoliopsida, Poales, Poaceae. The record is from the annotation of a GenBank genome assembly.
AUGGCCACCCGCGAAUGCGUCCAGCGCGAAACCUCACGGGCGCGCCAUUGGCCACGGCACGGGCGCUGGCCGUGUAGUGUAGCUUCCGCGCGUCCCCGCUGCCCAUUCGCGCUAUAUAUCCACCGUUCGGUGCUACACAUUCUGCACUGCACCUCACCGCCACGCUUCAAGGCUAGCUCGAUCGGUACGGCGAAAAUGGCGGGUAGGCUACUCCGCGGGGUCGUUUUGUCGGUGUUGGUGGCGCUUCUAGCUGCGGCCGGCGCAGCGGGGGCGGAGGCGUCGUGCCCGGCGACGCCGCCGGACACCGGGGCGACGCUCCAGGUGUCGCACGCGUUCGGGCCGUGCUCGCCGCUGGGAGGCGCGGCCGCAGCGCCGUCGUGGGCGGGCUUCCUCGCGGACCAGUCCUCCCGGGACGCGUCGCGGCUGCUGUACCUUGACUCUCUCGCCGUGGCCGGGCGCGCGUACGCACCGAUCGCGUCCGGGCGGCAGCUGCUGCAGACGCCGACGUAUGUGGUGCGCGCGCGCCUCGGCACCCCGCCGCAGCAGCUCCUCCUCGCCGUCGACACCAGCAACGACGCCGCGUGGAUCCCCUGCUCCGGCUGCGCGGGCUGCCCGACGACCACCCCGUUCAAGCCAGCCGCGUCUAAGUCGUACCGCGCCGUGCCGUGCGGCUCGCCGGCGUGCUCGCGGACGCCGAACCCGUCCUGCUCGCUCAACAGCAAGUCCUGCGGGUUCAGCCUCACCUACGCCGACUCCUCGCUCGAGGCCGCGCUGUCCGAGGACUCCCUCGCCGUCGCCAACGACGUCGUGAAGAGCUACACCUUCGGCUGCCUCCAGAAGGCCACCGGCACGGCGGCGCCGCCGCAGGGCCUCCUCGGGCUCGGCCGCGGGCCGCUGUCGUUCCUGUCCCAGACCAAGGACAUGUACGAGGGCACCUUCUCCUACUGCCUCCCGAGCUUCAAGUCCCUGAACUUCUCCGGCACGCUCAGGCUCGGCCGCAAGGGCCAGCCGCUGCGCAUCAAGACGACGCCGCUGCUCGUGAACCCGCACAGGUCCUCGCUCUACUACGUGGGCAUGACCGGCAUCCGCGUGGGCAAGAAGGUGGUGCCGAUCCCGCCCUCCGCGCUGGCGUUCGACCCGGCGACCGGCGCCGGCACGGUGCUCGACUCCGGCACGAUGUUCACCCGGCUGGUGGCGCCGGCGUACGUGGCGGUGCGCGACGAGGUCCGCCACCGCAUCCGCGGCGCCCCGCUCUCCUCCCUCGGCGGGUUCGACACGUGCUACAACACGACGGUGAAGUGGCCGCCGGUCACGUUCAUGUUCACCGGCAUGCAGGUGACGCUGCCCGCGGACAACCUGGUGAUCCACAGCACGUACGGCACCACAAGCUGCCUGGCCAUGGCGGCGGCGCCCGACGGCGUGAACACGGUGCUCAACGUCAUCGCGAGCAUGCAGCAGCAGAACCACCGCAUCCUGUUCGACGUGCCGAACGGACGCGUCGGCUUCGCCCGCGAGCAGUGCACCGCGGCUUGA